AUGAGUUCAAGUUUAGUCGCACUUGCCAAAGAACUAAGUCGAACAAGACCCGAAGAAUUGCCUGAGAAAUUUUUGCAACUUCAACAACUUCUCCAACGAUCAACAUCCAUCACUAGUCUUAAAUAUGAAAUUAUUUCACUUGAUAUCUUACCAAUUCUCUUAUUAACACUUCGGCAAGAGUUUACAACGAUUCCCAAUGGAUGGCGAUUAGCUGCAAUGAAUUUGGGUCCAUUAGCUUGUUCGUGUAUGUGUGUAGAAGUCGAUAAAACGAAUGUGAAAACAAAGACCUGGUCAACGAAAUUUUUCGAUCGAUAUCUCCCGCAAGGUGUUGAUAGCUUUAUUUUACUUACCCGACAUUUACAAGAUCGAUAUAUGCAAGAAAAGAAAUCUCAUCUUCGUCAAGAUUAUGUCACGUAUAUGACAACAGUAAUGAAUAAUCUACUGGAGGUAUUGAAUUUUCAUUCCAAUCAGUAUGGAUUGAUCAAACAGGCUUUGGUUUCGAAUAAAUUUAUGGAAUUAUUUCUCACUGACGAUGUUUAUAUCUGUGCAUUGAUGAUCAACAGUUUCGAAGAUAUUGUCCGAAAGGGCAGACGUUUGACUGGUUCGAGUGUAUUUAAUGACCUAUCGAAUAAAUUGAAACAAGAUUAUGUCAAUGAACUUGCGUAUAAACUAACAGUUUUCGAUAACAAUGAAGUUGGAAAAGCAGCUGUGCGUGCUCUGAUUGCAGUUUGCGAAACUGAUUCCAGUAUUGUCACUUUAUUAGCUGAUAAAUUCAAAGGUCUCCCUACGAUUCUACAACGUUGGCAAGGUCGAGGUUUUGGUAUGGAUCUUCAAGAUUUGCUUGCAAUUAUACGACGCACGACUCGAGGUGGUCCCUAUUCUCGCGAAUACCAGAGAGAGAACUAUGCUGCUAGUCGAAUUCAAGCCUGCUGGCGAGGUUUUGCAACUCGGAAACGAUUAGCAAAGGCGAACAAAGCUAUGAGACAAUUUCAAACUAGUUUCAGGAAACGAAAGUUGAGAGAAGCGCAGCUGAAAGAUCGUGAACGUGAACGUGCGGAAGUUCAAUAUCAGGCGACACGUGAACAUUAUCGACGUUUACGACAAUUCAAACUUCAACAAAUGCAAACCAUUAAAUUGUUACCAGCAUCUGAAGUCGAAAAGUUUCUUGAAAUUCAACGUUUACAAAGUGCGACAAAAAUUCAAGCAGCUUUCCGAGGUUAUUCACAACGACGUAACCUGACGAAUGGCGGUCGUAACCGUUUGAUUGCUGAGCGUGCUGCGCGUCGGAUCCAACGAACAUAUCGACGAUAUCGACAACGAAAACAAGCCGAACUCGAUCGGCGUCAGGAACGAUUGAAAUACAUCAAACCGACCAUUCUCACUGAAGCUAAGCGAGAAGAACUACUCGAACAGAUCGAUCAAUGGAGAAGUGAAAGAGCUCCAAGACCAAUGUCGAAUGAGGAAUUUCAAGCACUUCAUGACCGCGCACAAGACAGUCUCAAUCGAUAUGUGACGACUAAUCGAGCAUGGCGUCGAAUUGAGCAACGACAACGUUUGUUACUUCAUAUGAUGGAUAAUGACUCGGAAUUUCUUUUGACAAAUCAUCCAAAAUUAAAAUCAGCAGUGGAUCCAACUAAUCCUACAGAGGUAUCAUUGAAUCAAUUAGAUAAAGCAGCUGCUUAUCUAACUCACCCAUCAUCGGCUAUUCGUUAUCGUGCACGGCAAGAUCAUAUUGAUGCGAUGAAAUUUGCUCGAGCACCAUGGUACAAAACAAUCCAAAUGGCUAACAUGGAUGACGAAGAGGAAGACGAAGAUGAAUAUUUGAAUCGUGGUGGUCUCGAUGAUUUUGGUCGAAAUGAUAUUUUGAAUAAUCCAAAUCGUUUCGAAUACGAAAAACGAAAGUUCUAUCAAUUUACACCUACAUCGUCAAUUCAACGUCUACAUUGA
Adineta ricciae is the source of this 1947-nucleotide messenger RNA. The record is from the annotation of a GenBank genome assembly. Lineage: Eukaryota; Metazoa; Rotifera; Eurotatoria; Adinetida; Adinetidae.